Messenger RNA from Parastagonospora nodorum SN15, 900 nucleotides. RefSeq lists its product as hypothetical. The record is from RefSeq and is a predicted model, not a curated record. The transcript is spliced from 4 exons. The coding region runs from base 1 to 900 and encodes 299 amino acids. NCBI's taxonomy places the organism in Eukaryota, Fungi, Ascomycota, Dothideomycetes, Pleosporales, Phaeosphaeriaceae.
AUGACCAGCAGUAUCCGCAUCCCUCAAACUAGCUCAAAGUCUCAGGCUCCCACCCCGGCGCAAAAAGUCGCGCGUUGCAUACACCUCGUCUCAUGUCUGCACACGCUCGUUCUACAUAGCCUCGCUGAGAUGGCUGAGAAACCUGCGAUCGAGGCGUCGAAUGAGCCGCGACAGAUGAUACAUGAGCGGUGGUUCUGUGCGGAAGAUGAGGUUGACAAGGCUGCUUGGGCAAGUGAAAGUGCUGGGAGGCUGAGAUAUUGUUUCCCUAAGCCAUCACCGUAUUCCCCAGGUUCGCAGUCCACUCAAGCCCUCCGCCGCCAGCGCCGCAAGGCUACACACAUGCCAAGACCCCGACGUGCCAUCUCCAUUGGACACGCUCAUGUAUUCUCAGCAGCUGAACAGCAAUUGACAACGUGUUGUAAUGCCGACCUGUCGAAUGCGCGGCGUUAUGCGAGGGGCAGCAUUCCAGCCUUCUGGUGCGGUAUCACAUCCCCACUGCGUCACCACAUCGUCGAAAACAAGUCACUGCUGGAUUCAUUUUACCCGUUUGCGCAAACCAUACCCCAUUUCUCAAACCAGAAGGAGAAAAUGCCCACUACACAACCCCAUACCAAUCCCCAAAUAACGCCCGAGCGCUUGCGCACCGGCAUCAUCGUCAGCGUCGUCGUGUGCGCCAUUGCGAUUCUCGCAUUCGGCUAUGUUAUGCUGAGAAGACGCAUCAAUAGAGGUGUGAAGGAGGGGAAGAUUCGGCGGAGGUGUGAUGAUGAGGAUCCAAGGGUGGAGAUGGUGGAUAAGGAGGUGGAGAUGGGGGUUGUGCGGGAGCCGUUGCCGGUUUAUGUGAAGGAUGUUAGGGGGGGCGAGAAGAGCGUUGGAGUGGGUGGGGAAGGGUGGAGGGGUUGA